CGCGACGACACCACUGCGGGCGGCACCAGCUGGGAGCGCAUCGCCAAGUUGGUCGAUCUGAGCGGAAAGGGUACCAAGGGCGGCGCGUCAGGCAGCGAGAAGGCCCGCUUCAGGGAACUACUGCUCAGCCUGAAGAAGGACGAGAAGGCACCGGGUGCGACUGGAUACUAGAUGGAACGAAGACAUGGGUAGAUGGCUAUCUUUUUUGGAGCUCAGGGCAAUGGUUUGGCAUACGAAUGAGCGUGUCUGCGGCCAUAAAACUUGGAGUUUACGGAUUAGGUUGCAGGGUACUUCAUGCAGCUGUGUUAAUACUUACUCUCUGAUUGUCUUCAAUUGCUUGUGGUUUUCAGUGUUCAGCACGAGGUCUAUCGAACAAGCGCUUGAUAUAUACUAAUGUGGUAUAUAGGCAGUGAGGUGCUGACCCUAGACAUCUAGCAUUCAGCAGUAUCGACCAUCACUCAUGUUUGAACUCCCCACGAUAGCAGGGCUGAGUCCUCUAUACACAGGAAAUGGUACUCCCGAUGUUGUGAUCCGGUACGGUCCUAUAACCCAUUACGAAUACCAGUUUCCCGCCCACAGCAAAGUUCUUCGCGAGCAUUCACAGACUUUCGAGAGACAGUUUGCAUCCGGUGAAUAUGGUCCUGGAUCUACCAUUACUAUUCUUCACAGGAACCGCUAUGCCGUCGAUGACAUGCUGUCCUUUUUCUACCACGGAUCCUACGAACCUCUUGGCCCCCCUGAAGAGGGAACCACCUUCAUCGCCUUAUUCAAGCUGAAAGCGGAUCAACACGCUGCCAUUUAUGCCCUCGCGCAUCGAAAGAAUUACGGUUUCAUUCACCUGGCUGACUAUGCUUUCAGGGCAUUCGAACGUUUCAUGGAUGAGAUUUUGGGAUGGCUGGACGACUCGAGAUUUGACACAGCAAGGAACGCCGCUGCUAGUCAGAACAUGGACCACGAAGAACAGGGGGACGAAGAAAUUGACAUUGAUGACGGGGACACGGGUGAGGAUGUCGUGAAGAAAGAGCUGAUAAAGGCGUGUUGGAAGAACAAGCGUUUUGCACAGGACUUUGCGGUUUACACUCGACGCAAAAAUCACCAUCUGAUGGCAAUCCCACCAAGCAAACAAAGUCGUGACUUUGGCAGGAUUCCCCAUCCCCACGGUCCAGCCAAAGCCAAGCUCUUGACCAGCCUAUCGCAAUCUAACCACGGCACCAUCACCAAACCCUUCCCCAACCCCGCGUCGUUCGACAAGGCCGCGCAAAAUGCGCAUCGUGACACCACGUCGACCGGCAACCCGGCUUUCCUCUAUAUAACGUCUAUAUUAAUUUCUCCGAAGAUGCAGGAUGGGUCUUUCCUGGUACGGUACUUGGGUAAACGAACAUCCGCAAUCACGUGGCAGCCCUGGAGAUGCCCAGAUGCAAUAUCGAAUCUGAGACAACCACCAAGAGCAUUUUUCUUGUCCACCAAUGGUGCGUGA
This is a messenger RNA of Alternaria rosae, 1477 nucleotides long. RefSeq lists its product as uncharacterized. The transcript has 5 exons. Lineage: Eukaryota; Fungi; Ascomycota; Dothideomycetes; Pleosporales; Pleosporaceae. The record is from RefSeq and is a predicted model, not a curated record. Gene Ontology annotation, molecular function: protein binding. Bases 461 to 1477 code for a protein of 338 amino acids.